UGUGCGCGUUGCUGGACCAAUUGCUGUUCACUCCUGUGGCUCACCCCUCGCCCGUCUUUGUCCAGGACUGGAGGCGAUGGACGUGGCCGGCAACCCGUACGACGGCGUGAACGUGCCGCUGCCGGCGCCUCCCCUCCUGACGAAAGGCAGUGCCUCCAUGUCCAUGUCCAUGCCGGCGUCGCUUCGUCGGGUGCGAUUCGAUUACUACAACAGCAUCCUGGACUCCCACCUGCACCUCAUCCUGCAGUGGCAUGCGGCCACACUGGAGGACGUGUGCAUCAUGGGGGACACUCCGCGCGCGGCGACCCUGCUGUCCGCGCUGCCCGCGCUGCACACGCUCAAGUGCCCUCUGCUGAAGGGCAUGCUGGCGCUGCUGCAGUGCCCCAGCCUCAAGAAGCUGGCCCUCAUCCUGGACCUCAACGCGUGGACGCGGCCGCUGAUGUCCGAGGCGGAGGAGCUGGUGCGCAGGGCGGCGACGCGCCUGGAGGAGCUGACGCUGGACUACAACCAGGAGAAGAACCCGGCCGCCGAGGCCGUGAACCUGGUGCUGUGCCUGGGCGCGGACGCGGCGCCCACGUCGCUGCGCAGCCUCGCCUUCGUCCUGGCCGACAGCGACGUGCCCCCGCCGGUGCUGCCGCCACUGGCCGCCGUCCUGCACCGCCUGCCGCUCCUCACCAGCCUGGACGUCAACUGCAAGCCCCCGGACGCCUUCCUGCGCGCGCUGGACGGCAAGGUGGUGCCGGCGCUCACCAAGCUCGAGGUCUGGCUCAAGGACGACGAGGACGAGUGGCUGGACAGCGAGCCGGUCCAGACGGUCUACGAGAGGUACCCGGAGCUGGAAUUUUGGAUCUGA
Thrips palmi is the source of this 853-nucleotide messenger RNA. RefSeq lists its product as uncharacterized. The record is from RefSeq and is a predicted model, not a curated record. The transcript is spliced from 3 exons. NCBI's taxonomy places the organism in Eukaryota, Metazoa, Arthropoda, Insecta, Thysanoptera, Thripidae. The coding region runs from base 77 to 853 and encodes 258 amino acids.